Messenger RNA from Meloidogyne enterolobii, 599 nucleotides. The record is from the annotation of a GenBank genome assembly. NCBI's taxonomy places the organism in Eukaryota, Metazoa, Nematoda, Chromadorea, Rhabditida, Meloidogynidae.
CACCCGAUUCUUAUGGAAGUUUGCACUUAAAACUUGAUUAUGAUUUCACUUCUAGUAAAUUAUCUGUGACUAUUCUAGAGUGUAGAGAUUUACCAGCUAUGGAUAGAAAUGGAAUGAGCGAUCCAUAUAUAAAAUUGACUAUAUCGCCAGAACGAAAGCCCAAAUUUGAGACACGAAUAAAGAGAAAUAGUUUGAAUCCGGUCUUUAAUGAAACAUUUGUUUUUAAAAUCCCUUUCCCUGAACUUGGCCGCAAAACUUUAGAACUUGUUGCGUUUGAUUUUGAUCGGCUUUCUAAGGAUGAUCAAAUUGGUCAGAUUUUAUUGCCAUUAAACACAGUUGAUUUUGGCCAAACAAAUGAUAGAUGGACCAAUUUUGAGGCUCCCCAUGAAAUUGAAGAAUCGGAAUCCCGAGGUGAUAUUUGUUUCUCAACACGUUAUAGACCAGCAACAGGAACACUAACAGUUACAAUAAUGGAAGCUAGAAAUCUUAAGAAAAUGGAUGUUAGCGGUUCUUCAGGUAGAGAAAGAAAUAAUUUUACAAUAAUUUUACAAGUGUUACCAGAAUAUCUGAAUUGUAAACUUAUUUGUAAUUACAAUUAG